GUAUGUGAUCUGUAGCUUGUAUCAAACGGAGUUCCUCCCAUUACCCAAUUACACACCGCCUUAACCCCCCAACCCCUGGCAAACCUAAUGCAUAAAGACUAACAGGGCGAGAGAGGGAGACCAAAACCCUGGGGGCACUGGUGUCCCGACUCCGUCUCAAAGUGCGCACUUUAUGUGGCUUGUUGACAAAGCUAAUUCAAUCGAACCUGUUAAAAAGAAUUUCAAUGACACCCACCCCCUGCCCCCUUCGUGUCUAAAUCUGCCAAAGACAUAUUUACAGUGAAAGGGACCCUGUACUCGAAUAAAGUUACAAACAAUUGCAGGUUAUUGUAUUAAACAAAACCCUUUUUAGUUCAUUCUUCAAAUCCGUCUCUUUUUAAGACGUGGAUAAAUCGAACGAUUCAGUUACCUGGUUUGUCAAAACCAUGCGGUUGGGUUUGUAGUUUGAUAUUUUUUCAUGGCAGCGGUAGAAGAUUUGUUUAAUUUUAAAGUUGUAAACAUACAGAUUAUUUUAUAUAUUUGCGUGUGUGCGUUUGUCCCUCUCUCUCGCUCUUUCUCUCUGCGAGCCAAUGAGGUUUUGAGUUAGCGGCCCGUCAGUUCGCCCUCUGUCAUUGGCUGCCUGUCGUUAUUAUUGACGGGUGGUUCACACUAUGUUUACGGACCAGACUGGGCUGCUUGGCGCCAGUGUGAGGAGUGGAAUGGUUUCAGGAACACAAAAACCACUGAUGCUUUGCAUUUUACCAGCCUUUCGUCCAGUGCCCCUUAAUACAUUCUGUCUCUCUCUGUCUCCCUCCCUCUCUCUCUCCCCACACCGACUGCAGCAACACAAGAAUAUACAGCGGGUUUGCUGUUUCGUUAGCAUUCCGGACUUGUUAAACUUUCCAAAACUUGUGUGUGAGCUGUUCCGUGUUCAUUCGUGAGGCACCGAAUCCACUCGGCCUGGCCAAGGCGAGACUUUCAGUUUUGCUUUAACUCUUUUUUUAAAAAAAAGUCCCCUCCCCUCCUCUCUCCCUCCUCCCCCCGCUUCAAAAAAGGAAUAAGGACAAACAGAGAGAGAGAGAGUGACCCAGUUUGGAAAAGGCUAUGGAAGUGACUGCGGAACAGCCUCGCUGGAUGAGCCAUCACGCCGUCCUCAACACUCAGCACCCGGAAACUCACCCGAACAUUUCUCACAAUUACAUGGAGCCCAGUCAACUGCUGCCCCCGGAUGAGGUCGAUGUGUUUUUUAACCAUCUCGAUGGUCAGGGCAGCCCGGUCUCUCCUUAUUACAGCAACUCUCCGCACGCUCGUGCCACCGUCUCCUACCGACAGGCCCACGCUCGCCUGACGGGCGGCCAGGUCUGCCGACCCCACCUCCUGCACAGUCCCGGGUUAUCGUGGCUGGACAGCGGUAAAGCGCUGGUGGCGGCUCAUCAUCAUCAUCACAACAGCACGGCGUGGACCGUCAGCCCGUUCAGCAAGGGAGCAUUGCACCCAGGCGCCCCGAGUAGCAUCACCGUGUACCCGGGCAGCGGUUCCGCACCGUCCCUGUCCCAGGCGGCGGCGGCGGCAGCGGCGGCGGCGGCAGCGGCUCACUCCAGCCCCCAUCACCUCUUCAGCUUCCCACCCACCCCACCCAAGGACGUGUCCCCGGAUCUGGGCGCUCACAGCUCGGUGUCCCCCUCCAGCUCAGCGGCGGCGGCAGCAGAGGGACGAGAGUGUGUAAAUUGUGGAGCGACUUCCACGCCGCUGUGGAGGAGAGAUGGAACGGGACAUUACCUAUGCAAUGCUUGUGGCCUUUACCAUAAGAUGAACGGACAGAACAGGCCCCUCAUUAAACCGAAAAGGAGAUUGUCGGCCGCCCGGAGAGCAGGGACAUCGUGCGCUAACUGUCAGACCAGUACCACGACCCUGUGGCGGCGGAACGCUAACGGGGACCCGGUGUGCAACGCGUGCGGCCUCUACUUCAAGCUCCACAAUGUGAACCGGCCCCUGACGAUGAAGAAGGAAGGCAUUCAGACCCGGAACAGGAAGAUGUCAAGCAAGUCGAAGAAAAGCAAGAGGAUGUCGGAUGGUUUCGAGGAGCUGUCCAAGUGCAUGCAAGACAAGACCUCGUCGUUCAGCUUGGCGGGGCACAUGCAGCACAUGGGGCACCUGCCCCCUUUCAGCCACGCGGGUCAUGUGUUGCCCACGCCUACCCCCAUUCAUCCAUCAUCCAGCCUCUCGUUCGCACACCCUCACCCUUCCAGCAUGGUGACCGCCAUGGGCUAGGAAGAAUGGCCACUCCCUCAGAGAAGGACAACACGGAGAGUGAGAAAGACAGGAGAGAAGCGAGAAAAACAAACAGUACACAAGGUUUUUGCCUUUUAUCUUUUUUUUUCCUUUCAAAAAAAAAGGAAGCGAAGAGAAAUCACGGACGAUGUGUUGUUUGGAAACAUUGCAGGGGUUUGGGGAGGUGCAGGAGAAUGGGUCCCCCAGUAAUUGCCUGGUCAAGUUUGCAAGACUUUUGAGUAGGAGUCAAAUAAAAAAAAAUUACUGUGCCCUUCUUCAGACAUAUACCAGGAAACUGUACAGGAUUGCCAUUGCCUCUUCAGGAUAAUUUGAGAGACACAGAGAGGGAGGAUUGCAUCAGUAAAGUAUCAAGGACUUUCAUCCUUGUUAUCGAUGUGAAUAUUGUAAAUCAGAGAAUUCAGGAUAAAUUAACUGAUAAAACCUAAUAACUGAUGCUGGAUUCUUUUCAUUUUAAAAACACAAAAAAAAACACUCUCAAAAAAUAAGCAAAGCCACUUAACUUUGAAAUAUAUUUCUUUCUGUUUGUCUUGCUUUAAUUGUUUCAUGUUGUGCAGAUAUUUUUGUUGUUCUGAGGGGAAGGUUAGUGCUGAUUCUAUGAUGAAACACAUCCUUAGAGUGAGCUUCCUGGGACAGGGUCAUGAGGUCAAAUACACUGUCUGGGCGUAGAUCCUGGGGUGUUGGUCCAUGUUGACGCCUAACCUCAGUCAUUUUGCUGUGUUGAGUUAACUGGUGAAAGGUGGGUCACAUCAGUGAAGACCCCUUCAGGGAGGAUGGGCAUACUGAUGGUGUCAUGAUGUGGUGAAUCUGGGUGAGGUGAAGAUAGGAUAGAGCCCAUUGUGAUAGCGAGCUGUUAUUCACUUGUGGAAUUGGGUGAAGAAUGUCUGUUUGAAGAGAGGUGGGGAAACAUUGCCGGGGGAUAGUGUUGGGGAAGGUUUUUGGGAAGCCACUGGGGAUCAUCUGAGCAAGACAUGAGGAUGGAUGAGGUGUGUGGGAAGUGGGGUAGAUAGCGAGAGCCUGCAUCCAUUAACAAAUGAGUCUGUAUCUUCCAAGUCAAUUCUCAGUGUCAGCCACACACCAACUCUAUGAGUGAAAAAGACCUUUCUGUGUAGAUAAUUAAUUGUGUACAUUAUUAUUAAUACUUAAUGAGCUGGCAGAUAAAUACACAUGAGAUCUCCAGGAUGUUUGCCGUCUUCAUCUUAAUUUAAGGUGACAGAUUGCUGCCCCCACUUAAGACCUAAAAGUGACAUUGUGCUUUAACAAUAAUUAGGCCCAAUAUUAGAGAACACAUUGGGUGCAUGCAAACUCAUCGUAACACUAGUUACUUUAAGCCGGAGCAUUUUAAGCAUAUUGCCAAACUGGCCUCAGAACGUGUCAACAAAUUAUUAAACAACAAAGAAAUGCAUUUAUAUGGCACCUUUAAUGUUGCAAAACACCUUUAAAUAUGUCAAAUGAGGCAAAAUUUGACAUGGGGCUGGAUAUUAGGAAAUUUUUGGGGAGGUGUAGGUUUUAAAAAGAGUCCCAAAGGAGGAAGGAAUUUGAGAAGGAGCAGUUUGAGAAUAUCGCACAAGCAUUUUACAGUGGGGCCAAGGUAGGAGAUUUUGUUAAAGGUUGCUUUGAAAAACACUGUUUUUUAUGACGGUCAUUUAGAUUUGAGUUAUGCAGUAUCAACUUCAAAAUCAGUGUGCCAUUUAAACAAAGCUGGUUCCUUCCAACACUGUAACCUCGGAGCUGAAAUAUAGCAAUGAUGAUACAGUAGAGUUCUUACCAUUAUUUUAUAACUCUCUCAAAAUUAAAGUUCCCUUCCUUCUCCUUCUUGUACAGUACUCCAAACAUGCUCACUUAGAAAGUUUGACACGUGAUGAAGGAAAUUCUCACUGUGCAGUGUUGAACUAGAUACAGGGUGAAGAAAAAAGAAGUGUCCUAUUCAAUAUAUUUUCCUGUGCUCUGAGCUCUGUGUCUGUGCUGUGUAAAUUUAUACUUUUGUAGAAGAGGGAUGGAUAAAUAUGGCCGUGCACUUGAGAUCUGAUGACUAUAUAAUGUAAUUGUGUUAUAUAAUGCUGAAUAAGACAGGAAGGGUAUUGAGGAAUUGGAUCACAUCAGCGCAGUUCACUCAGUAGAAAUUCACAAUACCAGCAUCUAUGAGCCCUUUCUCCUCCUGCACCCUGAAAUAUUUUCUGCUCUGCAUAUGCCAUCAAAAUAACAUUGGAAAUAAAAUAUCCAUUACCACAUAACGACAGUGACUGUACAGUAAUUCUUUGGUUGUGAGGUUUUACCUUGACAGUUUGCAAAGACAUGUUAUAAAUGCAAGUUGCUUCUUUUAUUCCAUUCCACUCCUGAACAUAAAAUGCGCAUCAGUGGCUUUUUAAAACAAAGAGCACAGCCAGUAAGACACGUCCACAUAUUGGCUAUACCUUAGUUUAGCAUUCUUUCAAAGUGGGGCAAAGGGAGACAAGCAGAUUGUACCUUCAACUGGUAGUCACAUCAUUUUCCUUUUCAACUUCAUAAGUAUCAGGUCAAUAAAAAUAUUUCAUGAAUAUUUCUCAAGGACCGAACAGCCAUAUUAAAAAUCAGCUUUAAAUGUUUAUACGAUGGAUUGCUAGUGGCACUCGGCAUAUAUAGCUGCACUUUGUAUAGGUUAUAUAUAAUAUCGGAGAGGGUGGGAGAGAAGGAGGGCAAUUACUGUCAUGUGUGAGAUACAACUUAAAAAAAAUCCUUUUUCUCUUUUGUUGAAUAAAUUGACACCCGGUGUGUGUGUUUUAUUUUCAAAUAUGGUACAGCGAAUAAUAAUUUGAAAGGAAGCUGAUUUUUUUUUCAUCUGGGAAUGUCAAGGGGAGAGUUACUGACAAAAAUAUUUUUUAAAAACAAAAAGCAAAAAAAAAUCAGAAUAAGAGGACAAGGUGCAAUAUAUUGUCACUCACUGCAGUAUAGCCUUUUCCGCAGUGAAGAUUUUUAAAUUAUUUUGUAUCUAUCACUAUAAACAUAUGUUGUUUUCUCGCAGUAUUUACAUUUUUUUUCCUUGUUUUAUUUUUUGUUGGUAGAUUAAGUUAUUGGUUAAAUAUGUACAACAUGUUUAUAUAAUUAUCUGUAUAAAUGUGUAUCUUAUCAUCAUUAUUCCCCAUGAACAUUGCUAAAGGUAAUAAUAAAAAAAAUUAAAAACCAGUUGUUUUUGCAAACAACUUUGUUUUUAGCU
This is a messenger RNA of Rhincodon typus (whale shark), 5461 nucleotides long. RefSeq names its product GATA-binding factor 2-like. The transcript has 6 exons. Gene Ontology annotation, molecular function: DNA-binding transcription factor activity, RNA polymerase II-specific; zinc ion binding; RNA polymerase II cis-regulatory region sequence-specific DNA binding. Gene Ontology annotation, cellular component: nucleus. Gene Ontology annotation, biological process: positive regulation of miRNA transcription; cell fate commitment; positive regulation of transcription by RNA polymerase II. NCBI's taxonomy places the organism in Eukaryota, Metazoa, Chordata, Chondrichthyes, Orectolobiformes, Rhincodontidae. The coding region runs from base 1084 to 2250 and encodes 388 amino acids. The record is from RefSeq and is a predicted model, not a curated record.